UGAUUGAGUUUCAGUUGAAAAUAAAACCUCUACUUCCUAUUAAUAGUGCUGAACUACAUAAAAAAGCGAUCAAGAGAUUAAAGAAAAAUAGAGCUGGGCAGGACCCCAGGAACACUUUCAGGUUACCAUUUUUCUGCAGAAUUUUCUGCAGCAAAUAUGAUGGAAGAAUGGGACGUUGAUCGGUACGAAUCGUCACAAUCUUGUGCAAAAAAUGGAAAGGAACGAAAGAGCAAAACCAAUGUUGGUUCAUGGUCGAUUUUUAUGACCGGUUUGAUAGCAAUUCUAGCAUUUGGUGGUAUUAUAUUUAUAUUUCGAACAGACUCAAGAGAAAGUAGUUUUGAUGAGCUGGUCACUACUGGAGGUGCUGUAAGAAGAAGUGUAGACAUGACUGUUAAAGUUGAAGAUAACAAAUUGAAAGAAUGCGACACAAAAGCCUGUCGCAAGUUGAAAAAAUAUAUUGAAAAUUCUAUGAAUAAAACUGUAGAUCCAUGUUCUAAUUUCUACCAGUAUGCUUGUGGAGGUUGGAUAAAACGUAAUCCUAUCCCAACAACCAGUUCCACAUUUUCAACAUUCUCAAAACUAAAUCAAAAAGUUGAAAUUAUAUUACAUAAAAUCUUGAACAGUUCUACCGAAGAGAAAGGCACAAUAAGGAAGGUAAAACAGUUCUACGAUUCUUGUAUGAAUCAGAAAAAGAUUAAUAAAAGAGGGAAAAAACCAAUGAUGGAUUUGAUUGAGUAUUUAAACGGAUGGAGUUUAGGUGGUGGUGACAGCUGGGAUAAAGAAUCAUGGGAAAUGGAAGACAUAUUGUUGAAAAUCCACACUGAAUUCACAUCGUCUGGAGGUCCAUUGUUUUCAGUUCAUGUUAGUGACGAUCCAAAACACAGCAAUAAGCAUAUUCUCGAGGUCGAUCAAGCAGGACCCAGUUUACCAAGAGAAAUUUAUUUAUCCACUGAUGGAACUAAGUUAAAGACAUUGAGAGCGUACACCGAGUAUUUAGAAGAUGUGGCGAAGUUACUUGGCGCCAAAGGAGACAUAAAGAAAGCCGCAAAUGAAACCGUUGAAUUUGAAAAAAGGUUGGCUGAGAUAAGUGUUGCUGAUGAUGUAAAGCAGGAAUCGUGGUUCCAUAGAAUGACUUUGCAAGAGCUUGAACAAGAAGUACCACAGUUUCCCUGGUUCAAAUACAUAAACGAAAUAUUCGAAGGAAGAACAAAAAUAUCAAAAGAGGAGAAUAUAAUCGUACCUUCAAUUCCAUAUCUGCAGAAAAUGAUGAAAGUUGUCAACGAAACGUCUAAAGAGACUUUAUCAAAUUACAUAGUGUGGAGUGUCAUCCAAGAUGAAGUUCCCUAUCUUUCGCAAGAGUUUCUUGAUGUGAGAAUGCAUUACAAGGAAAAAGUGUUGGGAUCAAAAGGUUUGAGAAAAAGAUGGAAGACCUGUGUGUCAUACACAAACGAAUAUUUGGGAGAGGUCCUUGGGAAGCUAUAUAAGAAAAACAACUUUAAAGAUGGCGUGAAAGUUACAGUGGAGGAAAUGAUAAAGAACAUUCGAAAUGCUUUUAAGGACAAUGUCAAGACAUUGACAUGGAUGGAUGAAAAAACAAAAGAAAAAGUAGAAGAAAAAGCGGCAGCAAUGAAAGAUCAGGUUGGAUAUCCACCAUAUAUCUUCAACGAAACAAGAUUUAGCACAAAAUACAAGAAUUUAACCAUCAAAUCAGACGAUUUGUUCCAAAAUAGAAUCAAUAUCAUUAUAUUCGCUCACAACCGCAUGUUAAAUAAAAUUAGAAAGAAAGUCGACAAAACUGAAUGGCCAAUGGACCCACAAACUAUAAAUGCAAUGUACAGCUUUAAUCAGAACGGCAUGAUUAUUCCUGCAGGCAUAUUGCAGCCACCUUUUUUCCAUGGCGAAAAAAUGUCUGUCGCUAUGCUCUAUGGUGCUAUUGGCUCAAUCCUUGGUCAUGAGUUAACCCACGGUUUUGACAACACUGGUCGAAAGUUCAAUAAGCACGGAGAAUUGCGUAAGCAAUGGUGGACGAACAGCUCAUUAGCAGCCUUUACUAAACGAUCGCAGUGCAUGAUUGAUCAAUACAAUAAGUAUAAAGUUCGAGGCUUGUAUCAAAUCAAUGGUAAACUGACACUUGGUGAAAAUAUUGCUGACAAUGGAGGAUUUAAGACAGCCUUAAGGGCUUACUAUGAUUGGUUAGAUCGAAGUGACGAUGGAGAUAAAACCAUCAAAGGAUUAGAUUUUACACACGAACAACUUUUCCAUGUAUCUUUUGCGCAAGCAUACUGCAGCAACAGCCGACCAAAUGAACAAUAUUUAGCUACUUUAAACGAUAGACAUUCCGAAGAAGAAUUUAGGGUUAUUGGUACGCUUUCUAAUUCAAAAGAAUUUGCAAGAGCAUUUAACUGCAAAGUAGGAAGUCGAAUGAACCCAAAAAAGAAAUGUUCCGUUUGGGUCAACGAGAAAAGUGUUUGAAUUUGGAAACGGGAUUGAAAGUCCAUUGCUCUGACCUUUCGAGUAACGAGGAUGCUUGGGAAAGGUUUGGUAAAAGGGAUCACCACAAAAGUCGAUUCCAUCCUUCUCUUUGAAGCUCAAAGAAGUAGCGACCACUGAAAGUAAUCCAUAUAUCAAUAUGUGAAAGGAAAUUACAUUUUAAAGUUAUGAAAGUGUAUUUCAAAGCACCAGAAGAACAAUCUAGGAACAUUA
Messenger RNA from Hydractinia symbiolongicarpus, 2703 nucleotides. Its product is annotated as neprilysin-4-like. NCBI's taxonomy places the organism in Eukaryota, Metazoa, Cnidaria, Hydrozoa, Anthoathecata, Hydractiniidae. The record is from RefSeq and is a predicted model, not a curated record. The transcript has 16 exons. Gene Ontology annotation, molecular function: metalloendopeptidase activity. Gene Ontology annotation, biological process: protein processing. Gene Ontology annotation, cellular component: plasma membrane. Bases 157 to 2472 code for a protein of 771 amino acids.